Messenger RNA from Adineta steineri, 411 nucleotides. NCBI's taxonomy places the organism in Eukaryota, Metazoa, Rotifera, Eurotatoria, Adinetida, Adinetidae. The record is from the annotation of a GenBank genome assembly.
AUGCAUCUCGUUCUUGAUUGGGUACCUCAACGAUUUAUUCUUUCUCAUCGUGCAGUAAAAUUAUUUAUAUCACAUGGUGGAUGGAAUCGUGUUCUUGAGAGUAUGUCUGUUGAAAAACCCAUGCUAAUUUUGCCAAUGUUUGGUGAUCAAUUUCUCAAUAGACAUCGAAUAGAACAUGAAUUUGGUACAGGUCGAGUUAUUCGAAAUACAAAAUCAAAUGGUCAUCAACAUCUAAUAACGACUGAUGAGAUCAAUCCAUAUAUUCAACAAAUAUUCGAUUUAAAGAUGGCAGUUAUUGAAAAAGUUCAACAAUUCCAAACUAUAAUUCAUCAUGCAAGAGAAAAUACGUUUCAAAAACAUGUAAAUGAAAUUAUUAACAUAAUUAAUCUUAAAGGUGCCAAUGUGAUAUGA